AUGAAAGACAUGCUUCAACGAAGACAGGAAAAUCGAAAGCAACCUGCUGGAACAUCGAAGGUGGAGGCGGAAAUGUUAGCAAUCGCACGAAAAGGCAUGGAAAGCGAUGAAGCUACGUUCUCGGUUGAACAGCCACUAGAAGCUCAGUCACACUUGUGGUCGGACAAGUACCGCCCACGCAAGCCGACGUAUUUGAAUCGAGCGUAUUUGAAUCGAGUGCAGACAGGAUUCGAUUGGAACAAGUACAACCAAACACACUACGAUAUGGACAAUCCGCCACCGAAAAUCGUUCAAGGAUAUAAGUUCAACAUUUUCUAUCCCGAUUUAUUGGAUCCGUCAACUACUCCUUCGUUCACCGUCACCCCUUGUGAUGAUCCUGACUUUGCCGUGUUGCGAUUCAAGGUAUGUGCAGGACCUCCUUAUGAAGAUAUUGCUUUCAAGUGCGUAAAUCGUGAAUGGGAAAUGUCUUUAAAAGACAACCUGCUGCGGUUGCUGUUCACUGUAAAUGACACUGGCUUCAUUUUGGUGAGUGCAGCGGUUUUCCUCGUGGACGCUGUUAUAACCUUCUUCAUCAUUCAAAAGGUCCCAUGUAUCCAGGCGGGACAUUUAUGGACAUACAGUGUCCUUCACGCUUUAACAAGUGGUGGCAAGGAUAUUCGCACAGCACAGUAUAUAUUCAUGUGCCUUUACCUCUUGAAUUUGUUGGCUGUUCUUCGUUUGUACUACAAGUCAAAUAAGAUUGCCCCAUAUGUUUUGGUGUUUUUGUGUUUCACUGGUUAUCGAAUUCAUUCGAUUUUUGUUCUUCGCCUUUUCAAUGAUCCGAUUGCCAUGAUGUUCUUCUAUUUGGCGGUCAACUUUUUCAUUUCUGAGAAAUGGCUAGUAGGAUGUCUUCUGUAUAGUUUUGCCGUUGGCAUCAAGAUGAAUGUGUUGCUUUUUGCUCCGGCCCUAUUUUUCAUCCUCCUGCUGAAUGUCGGCGUCUGGAAGACAGCUCUAAAUCUCAUAUGCUGUGCUGCUGUGCAGAAACACUGUUCGCGUUAUUCUCUGCCAACUUGA
This is a messenger RNA of Cooperia oncophora, 1053 nucleotides long. The record is from the annotation of a GenBank genome assembly. NCBI's taxonomy places the organism in Eukaryota, Metazoa, Nematoda, Chromadorea, Rhabditida, Trichostrongylidae.